This is a messenger RNA of Pelobates cultripes (western spadefoot toad), 18664 nucleotides long. NCBI's taxonomy places the organism in Eukaryota, Metazoa, Chordata, Amphibia, Anura, Pelobatidae. The record is from the annotation of a GenBank genome assembly.
GGAAGACCCCGAUCGACCAAUGGCAAGGCGAGGCGGCUUCCCAGCGUGAUAGGUUGCGCCCUUGGCUCAGGGGCUAGAGGCGGCGGUUGGGGAGGGGGGGAUACGCGUAGUGAAGGCUCGGGUGCUGUGCAGUUUAAUUCGAAUUAAGCAUUCGGGGAGGGGAAAGCCCCAGUGAGAGCACGGGGGGUGUUGGCAGUGUGCAGGAGGCCGGCUGUUCGGAUAGGUCAGCGCAGUGUCCAGGCAGAGCUCGCUCCGGGUUGGCGCUCCGCCUCUCUCCGGUUUUCCCGCCUCUUUCACUCAAGCCGCUGACCGCCAUUAAACCGAGCUAUUCUAGCAGCAGGCACGGAGCGAGGCCUCUAUCUGUCCUCUCUGCGCUAAGGAGAAGCCGCCUGGGCCCUGUCUCCCCCCGCGGCCUGGUACACAGCGAGCCGCCCGCCCGCCCCCCCCAUCUCCGAGACCCGCGCCGACCCUCCGGAGCCAUGUCCAGGCCGGUCAGGUGAGUGCCGAUACCCAGGCUGGGGCCUAGCCUCCACAGCGGCCUGCCAUCGGGACUACAUGUCCCAUGAUGCUCGGCCAUCCCGUGCCAGACCCACGUGUGAUGCCAAUGGUGGAUGCUAUUGUAGGUGCAGGGAUCGCUCGCAGUGUGAUGGCCUCACUCCCUCCCAGCCUGGCAGGGGAGAGCUGCUGGCCGUGCGAGCUAGGGAGGGCAGGAGGGCUGCACGGAGCCUGGCUCACACUGUGUGUGUGUGUGUGUGUGUGUGUGUGUGUGUGUGUGUGAUAUGUUGGUAUAAUGUGGGGCUCAGCGGGCUGUGUAGCUCUCAGACAUGGCUACUUUGUAUCAAUGAGACCAUUGCAAUAGACACAUGUGGCUCGGAUGGGAGAUUGCAUUGGUUAUAUUGUGUUUUAUUGUGGGGACACAGGAGCUUCUUUUGUUAUCCUGUAAUGAAACGUGCUGCUGCUUCAGUCUGCAAAAUAAAUAAAUAUAUAUAUAUAUAUAUAGUGUGUGUGCUAUAUACCAUGCAAAGGGGUAGAAAUUGGAGACUAUGCGUGUGCUGUGCAUUACUGUGUGUGCACAUGUAAAUGUGGAAUGCAAACUAUUGCAUCUGAUAUAGAAAAGUACUACGCAAGGUUCGUGCAAAAAAGGCCUACCUUUAUAGUUUUUUUUUUUUUUUUUUUUAAAUGGGGCAUGUGUAUGCAAAUCUGGGCCUACAUCAUGUAUGCAAGGUUACAGUGGGAUGGGCUUGCAGCUGUUCCUGGGGGAAGGGCAAGAAGUGUACACAAGCAAGCACAUAGUAAGCGAUUUGAAACAAAGGAAGAGUUAAUUGCUCACAUUACUCUUGUAGCGGAUGGACAUCACCUAGCGUUUUUAAGGUUUGCUUGAGAAUGGGGCUUAUACUGUGGCUGAAAGGUCUAAUUUAAUGUUUGUUAGGUAGAUAUCCCUUCUCAAGCAUAUGGUGUCAUGUGUUUCCUAAAUGUUCUUGUCAUUCAAAAAGCUUUACUUGAUACAAUAGUCCUUCUAUAAUGAUAGAGCAUGUAGCCAUUCUGUCUCGUGUGCUUUUCUUCUGUGGUUUUGUCUUCGAUACAUAGUUGAUAUAAGGCUCAGUAUGUCUAUUUUUGCAGCCCUUUUGUCUAGUAUGUGUCAGUGUUGUAUUCACCCUCAUACAACACCGGCUUCUAUUGGAAGGCAUGCGAAUGGUUGACGUUUACUGUAUAGUAUGUUUACUGUAUUUUAAUAUUUUACACAAUCAUAGGAUAUCAACCAAUAGUGACAAGGUUCUGUGAGCAAAAAAAGUGUCCCAAGUAAAAUGUAAAGACAUGUUUGCUGGAAAAAGAAAGUACAUGUCUUAAUCUUAAUUUAUGGAGUUCAUGUAGGCAGCUAUUGAAUUUUUUUUUAACAAAUUUUUCUGGCUAUAAAGUUCACAUAUAAUCCUUACUGUACAGUAUAAACUUUCUGAGUGUCAUUCACUCAUGCAACAUAAGGGAGUUUCAAACGAGGCAAUAUUUCUGCAUGCUUAUACUGUAGGAAUGCCUGCUUCAGAACGGUUUUAUUGACCUUUAUUUCAGUAGGUACUGUUUUGCAUACUAUUUAAAGGGAUACUAAUGUCACCAAAAUAACUUUACCAUAAUGUAGCAGUUUUGGUGUAUAGAUCAUGCAGAAAAUUGAGCAGUGAGACUGCAGGGGCAAUUUAGACGUUAAAUAGCUUUGUUUAUGAACCCUUGUCACACCUCCCUGCAUGUGACUUGCAGUGUCUCCCUAAACACUUCCUGUAAAGAGUCAUCUAAAGUUAUCCUCUCUCUUUAUUGCAAGUUCUGUUUAAUUUCGAUUUUCAUAUCCCCUGCUAUGUUAAGAGUUUUAGACCAUUCAAGAGCCUCCUGUAUGUGAUGAAUGUUAAAUUUACAGAGCAGGAGAUACACUUGUUUAAGGUAAAUUACAUCUGCUUGAAAGUGAAACCAUUUUUUUUUUUUCAUGGAGGUGGUGUCAAUCAGAGCCAUGGGACAUGUGACUAGGGCUGCAGAAACAAAUGAUAUUUUAGCAGUUAAACUUGAGAGCCAUGAUCUACACACACACAAACUGCUUCGCUAAGCUAAAGUUGUUUAGGUGAAUUUAGUGUUCCUUUAAGUAAACAAGUAAAAUGACCAGUCAUGGUUACCAGAGUCUUGUUUUGCUAAUUCACAUAACACCUUUGCAUGGACUCUUUUGCAUUCACGUCUCACAAUACCAAAUUGGACAGUAAUGUGUUGAUACAAAAACCCACUAGGGAUUAGGUUGAGACAGCUUUUUUGCCAUAUUUAUUUAUCCACCCAUACAGCUAUUAUUUGUACGUGUUACCAAGUAAUGGGAUAAUCAAAAUGCCAGUCUAGAUGUUUUUGAAAGGUAUAUCAUCCUGUCGAACCAAGACAGCUUGGCAGUUCUUAAAUACUAAUUUUUAACUUUUUUUUUUUUUUUUUUUUCUCUCUUUUGCUUCUUUAAAUAGGAACAGAAAGGUGGUCGACUACUCACAGUUUCAGGACUCUGAUGGUAGGUUCCUAAAGGGCUUAGUAAUAGUACUUAUUUUUCAGUUGAAGAAUUGGAAGAAAUUUUGUGAUGUUUGUAUAAAGAAGAAAUGCAAUAAAAAAUGCAUUGUUAUCACUUGGGUGACAGGUGAUCUCCAAGGGCAAUUAUAUUAAUGGCUUUCCUUAAAACCCAUUACAGAAGUAAUAAUUGAAUUACAUUUCUAGCAUUAAAGCAGAACUUUAUCUUCCAGAGAAGCGACAGUUCGCUUUCCUCACCACAAUAGAAUUAUACUUUAACCUUUUGACAGUGUUAAAGGAUGGGGGGACCUCUGUUGCAAUUAUGCUUUGGGCAUUCUGAGAUUUGUCAAAACUUCCAUAUAAACUCAUCCAGUAAUUCCAUAAGUGUGAAUUUACUCUGUCCAUUGUGUCUUUUUAUAUAGUGCAUAGCUCUAAAUAUUGUUGCAUGCUUCCUGCUAUGCACUAAAUAAAACUCUUAUUUUUGAAGAGUACUGGAUCUUUUUUAGUUUAAUACUGGUGCAGCAAUACCAGCGGUCUAUACAGCAACCCCAUCUUAGUAAGUGCUCAUCUACUAUGUGUUUACAUUAGAAUGCAGCCUAUCUAGAUUUGUCGUACUGUUUAUAGGGACACUGUAACAUUAGAAAUACAACCAUGCAUUUUUAAGUUAUACUCAGCUCAUAUCCAAUGCCAUGCUCGUCCCACCCUGGAAGGCAUCAUCGGUGACUAUGAUUUCAGCCAAUCAAGUGCUUCUGAAUAGGAAUGCAUUAAGGGGGCGCUCUCAUGCAAGACCACCAUGCUCCACUGAUUAUCAUCUCCUCAUAGAGAUGCAUUAGCUCAAUUCAUCUCCGUGGAGAGCCUUUUGUAGCUUCAUGUAGGCACCUGUUGGCUCUUCCCACAGACAUCCACUUCUGUCCGAGGCUUGAAACGGUAAGUCUUGGACAGGAGUGCUGCUGAUACGUUUCUCACUUUCUUUUAGUAAUGGUAAUGUUUCAUCUGUACGUUUUUGUAGAGGAGAAUACUAUUUUCUAUUUAUUUCAGGAAAUCAGAGGGAUCCAAACUUUAGAUUUAUUUUAUAUAAGCUUAUUUCUUUUGAAUUUUUUUUUUUUACCUUUUCUGGUAUGCAUAUGUAUUUCUACUUGUAAGGUAAAAUGCCUUUUACUUCGAAUGUUUCAGACAGGCCAACUAUUUUUGUGCAAACACUUGCAAGAUUUAUAAAUAAAUUCAAGGAAAAUGGCACUUUGAUUCUUACGUGCCUUACAGAUCUCAUUCUUGGUUAAGAUAAGCAUCAUCUUGUUGUAUGACUGCAUAACUUGUGUAAUUGGCACUAAUUUUCAAAGGAAGUAAAACCUCGGCAGCAAGGCUUCUGCAAUUUACUAGCGCUUGCCACCAAGGAACAAGUAGGCAAAACUUAUUUGCCUGUUGUAAAAACUUAAAUUUUUAGUAUUUCCUAAAAUUAGUUUGUGUUAUAAUCUAAGAUGUGUAUAUAUACAACUAAAGUUUUGUGAUGGCAGCAUUUAGGCAUGUUUGCCUUCGGAUGAGUGUGUUUUUUUUUUUUUUUGUUUAAUAUUUAUAUUAUUUCUUCAGAUGAAGACUAUGGAAGAGCUGCAGCACCACCUACUAAGAAAUCUCGUGCAUCACCCAGAGAGGUCAAAGAAAAGAAAAGGCCUGGAAAAAAUUCACAGGAAGAGAGGUUAGAAAGUAACCUUUUUUUUUUUUUUAAAUUGAGUUAAAUUGUAUCUGAUACCAUUCUGGAUCUUCAUAUAGUCACAAACGUAUAGGAAUUACACCAAUAAUGCUUUAUACAAAUCUAUGAUUUCUUACAGAAAGUGCUUAAAUAUAUGUGGAGUUGCUGUGAUUACUUGAAUUAAAGGAACUCAAACAUGUAUUCCUGACCCUACAGUAUUAAAAACAUACAUCAAAAUAUCUACAAAAGAUUAUACAACGGCAAAGAAAGUGUAAUAUUGUUAAAACGCCAAAAAGUUCUAAUGCUUCAAGGUUAAAGGGACACUAUAGUCACCAGAGGUGCUGAUUGUCCAAAACUGCGUUUUGCUCGCCCCUUGCCGUGAGUUUUAACCCGUUCUAGGGUGGGGAUGGGGGGGGGAAAGCCACCUAAAUGGUGGGUUUUCACUAUAGGGUCAUGAAUACAGGUUUGUGUUCCUGACCCUAUAGUGAUCCUUUAACCCUUUAAGGACACGACAUGUGACUUGUCAUGACUCCUUUUUAUUCCAGAAGUUUGGUCCUUAAGGGGUUAAACUCACACAUGUGGGUUGUAUAUUGAGCUCUUCAAAGUGAUAUAAUAGGUGAUAAUGUCUGUUCAAGUUGAUCUUCCGGACAUUCAAAGAUACAUUCAAAGAUAAAUAAUAAAAACCAUAUUGCAGCAGUUUUAAAAAUACACUGCUUUAUUGAGGUACACUUACAACAUGUACGUGGAUAAAAUGCCCAUCAAUAGCAUCAGACGUUCUGGGAACUGGAUAAAGCCGUCUGUGUUCGUUCACCAGAUAUGUGUAUGUAUGUAUGUAUGUAGUAAGUUAAAACAAAUAAUCAAAAAAAGUGCAGCACUAAUGGGUAAGCCCUGCGCAUUUCAUCUCAAUUCUGAGACUUCCUCAGGGGCAUGAUCGCUAAAAAUACAGACCUGCUGUAUUUGAAUCCCGAACAAUUCUAUUUUGGACCGCCAUCAGCCAAUCCGAAUGCAGUCCCCCAUCUGUAAAUAAUAUUCAUCCGUCUUUAUUUAGCGCCAAAAAAAACGCUCAGGAGUCUCAGAAUUGAGACAAAACACGUAGGGCUUACCCAUUAGUGCUUCACUUGAUUUUGUUUUUACUUGCCUCCCCACAUACAUCUAUCUGGUGAAGGAACACAUAGACUGCUGUAUCCAGUUCCCAAAAAUUCUGAGGUUAUUGAUGGGCUUUUAAACUACGUACAUCUUGUAUUUUAUUAUUGUAAUAUUUCACCCAUGGAGGGUAUGGUGUGGCUUGCCAUGGCAAACAACUUUUGUUUUGUUUUUAUGGCCCGUAUAGUAACAUAGAACUAGAAAUUCUAAGCCUUGACAUAGAGAAGCAUUGUGGAUAUGUACUCAGCUAAUACUUCCACUGGGAACUAUAUUGCAAAGCGAGUAAGGCUGAAAACCCUCUUGGCUGCCAUAUUGACAGCCUGGAGUUGUGAGACUAGUGUAAGUCAGUUACCCUCUGCUGCAAACAAGCUAACAUACUUAGUGUGUGGAGUGUUCCUUUUUGACCACUUUAUUUUUUUUAAUCCUAUUCACAUACAAUACACUCUACACUCUGUGGUGCAGUCUGGAUAUAAUUGUCUGCAUACCAGCACCAUUGCAUUUAAAUGGUUUUCUUCAGCAGUAUUUGAUUAUAAAAAUGCUUUAUACAAGUUACAAUAGUAGUAGUAGAUGGUUUCAUUUUGAGUAAAAAUAACUUUACUUCACAUUUAAUUCUUGUUAAAUUGUAUAGCAACCCAGUUUUUAAAAUGGACUUAAAUUUCAUUUUCAGUGAUGAGUCUGAAAAAGAUACAAAGAAAACCAAAAAAGAAGAGGACAACUCUGCAGGUAAGCUUUCAUUCUAAUCUUGUACACUGACAUUUUUAUUUUGUAUUUUUAUUUUUUUUAGGACACAUGUCCUAGUCUGUAUUAGCUUAUUUAAGUUCCAUGUUAUGGUUGUAAGAAAAUCAAAUGCCUGUCUGCACAUAUCAUCCUACACAUGCAGAACACUAUGAGAAAGAAUAAAUCUUUCUUUCUCAUAGUGUUUGCAGUUUUUCUAUAGAAGACUUAACAUUGCUACUGUUAUUGAAAUUUAGCAAGUAUAUUUGUCACUGAGACAAAUGUAUAACUAGAACAAAUAUACUCUUUAAAACAAGCUUUGUGAAAAUGUGUGCACAAGUAUACUUAGGGCUAUGAGUUUAAUGCAUAAUUGACUUAACCUUAAAGGUGUUAUACUGCCAAUUUAGAUUGCCGGUCCUCCUAAAUGUAAUUAAAAAAAAAAAAAAAUGUAAUAAAUGGAAACUUUUUCAGCAUUGAGACCCACUCUGCCUCCAGUGACAUCCCAAAGGCAUUCGCCUUUUUUUUUUCUCAUCCAAUCCAAUGUUUUUCUAAGAUAAACAUUGGGGAUGAGCAGAGUCGUGCUUGUCCAAUCAAAUGCUUCUCAAAUGGAAGCAUUAAACAAUACUUUCCUUGGAUCAGCUUUAGAGGAUGCUCAAUGUCUUCAUGUUGUUGAAUGUGAACUGACUGUCAUAGCAGCGGAAGCACUCCCUAUAGUUGUUUUUAGCCUUGCAAUGAAAAACAUUGCUCUGUCUACAGAGUGGCAAUGCUAUACAUUGCAGGACCACUGCCCCCAGGCCACUUAAUUGAUUGGUCUAGGUCCUUAUAGUGAUGGUUUAAGAGGCUGUCUUGCAGCUAAUUUGAUGCUCAAAUUGUUUUAGGCCUAUUUAACACGUAACCAGUAAUAUUUGUAACAUUGAAAUCACCUCUUAUAUUUAAAGGGAAGUGCUGUAGGGAUUUCUCCUACAUAUCCUCUAAAACACACAAGCUUGACAGCUUUAGUGUACCUAUUGACAUCUAGGUUCACACAGUGUAGUGAUUCUUCUCAUUACUCCUGCACUGGGAAGAAAACCUACUUUAAUUAAGUGGUGUUGGCGUUCAUUCACCUCACUUAUUGGAUUGUCAUCAUCCAUGCUAUUAUAGGCUGUUUGUAUGAAUUCCCUUUAGCUUUUAAUGGGUAAGACGUAAGGAGAGUGAGUAGUCGUACAGAGCAAAGUGUAUUUCUUAUAGUAAAUGUGUGGCAUUAAAAAAACACUAUAUAGGGUCAGGAACACAGACAUGCAUUUCUGAUCCUAUAGUUUUAAAAACACAAUCUUGCACCCCUAAAUAUAGGCAAAUCUUACCUUUUAUUCCAGUCUGCUGAUACCGGCUCUGCCUCCUUGGAAGUGUUGAUCUCGGUCAAUCACAAUGCUUUCCCAUAGGAAAGGAUUGGAUGAGAUUGUCAAUUCUGAUGUCAGCAAAGAAGGCUAGCUGGGGGUGGAGCCAAACACCACACUAGUCAAUCCAUAUCUCCUCAAUGCAUCUCUAUGAGGAAAGUUGUGUCUCAGUGCAGUGGGUGGAAAGACUGAAUGUCAAUGCUGCACACUGCAACACUGCCCCAGGAAUCACCUCUAGUAGCCAUCUUAGGUGUGUCCCUAGGCUGUAAAGUAAACCCUGCCCUUUUCUCUUGUUCAUUGCAAAAAGCCUGCAGGGAUGGACUAUACUUACCAGAACUACCUUAAGGACACGACAUGUCAUGAUUCCCUUUUAUUCCAGAAGUUUGGUCCUUAAGGGGUUAAACUGUAGUUGUUCUGAUAACUAUAAUGUCCCUUUAAGUUUAUACAUAAAUAUUCCAUAAAAAAAUAUAUAUAUAUAUAUAUAUAUAUAUAUAUACCCUCUCUCCCUCUCUCCCUCCGAAAACCAUCUUGCUGUAAUUGGGGAGAAAAAAAAAAUUCUGUUGAAAGUGCAAGAAACAUGGGCUGCUACUUACAAGCAUUUAACGAUUUUGUUACCUCUUAUUAAAGUCCUUUUGGUGACCACUGAGACGGAAAAUGAUUUAAUAAUGAGAAUCCUUCAUAGACAUAAGUGUUGUACUCUGGUGCAUACAUGAGAGUACAGCACUAACUGCUCCUGUGAAAUAAAGCACCAGGAGCUGAAGAGGACACUGUGGAAGAAGAUGGCAGCUGCUGUAAAGGUUUAGAUAAUUAGAACUAAACUCUUGUAGGCUGUUUUAGUACUGCAGUGUAAACAGGACUAAGGGGGGGGACAGGGACAUUGCACCCAGGCCACUUUUAACUCAUUGAGGUGGUCUGGGUGCCUAUAGUGUCCCUGUAACGACUUCACAAUGUUUAUAGGGUAUGGAAAAAAUAAACACAAACUACAAGUUACUUUUUGAUAUUGCUGCUCUUCUAAGUAAAAACUUAAGCUAUUGGAGACCAGGUUAUUUUUCAUCACGUUUAGCUGUAUUGCAAAUCAUAGUCUGUUUGCUUUGUUGAUUUGAGGAUAUUUUCAUUAACAGAGGCAUGUGUUGGUUCUGAUAACUUAUGAAAUUUAAACAUGUUGGCCUAGCAAAUAUAAUCAUUAAAUAAAAAAAAACCAAAACGCAUGAAUCUGUCUGUCUUCUGAUUGCAGCAAUCAAAGAUCUGUAAUUGUUUAUGUAAAGGGAUGGAGUAUACAUGCAUGAAACCAGUUUCUGCAUAAUCUUUUUGCUUUUUAACAAUGUGAAUUGAUCUGUAUGCAUCUUCAUUAUGUGCUUACUCAAAGAUUUCAACUUUUAAACUUGGACUAGUAAUUGUUUGUAUGUUCCAGGUUGACAUGUAUAGUAACUAGUUAACCAUUGGUAACCAAUUAUUGACAGAUGAUGGUCCAUGCACAGGCUGAAGUUCUGUCAUUUAUGAAUGUAAAAGAUCAAAAAAUAAAACCUUUUCUGUUAAAGGAUCACUAUAGGGAACGCAAACCUGUAUUCCUGACCCUAUAGUGUUAAAACCACCCCUCAUGCCUCCAUAAAUAUAGCAAAAUCUUAUUGUAUUCAAGCCAGAAGCUGUAGAUCUGCAUGCUGUUUGCCUCAAAAAACAAGCAGUCUGCUGACCUAAUCAGAAGUGGUAGCCUCAUCCAAUCACGGUGCUUCUCCAUAGGAUUGGCUGAGACUGAUUAGGUAGAUCAGGGGCAGAGCCAGCAUGAUUCAAACACAGCCCUGGCCAAUCAGCAUCUGCUCAUAGAGAUGAAUUGAAUCAAUGAAUCUCUAUGAGGAAAGUUCAGUGUCUGCAUGCAGAGGGAGGAGACACUGAAUGUUUGGAUGCAUUUUAGGCAGCCAUGGCCCAGAAAGGAUCUCCAACAGCCAUCACUAGGCUGUAAUGUAAACACUGCAUUUUCUCUGAAAAGGCAGUGUUUACAGCAAAAGGUCUGAAGGUAAUGAUUCUACACACCAGAACAAAUUCAAUAAGAUGUAGUUGUUCUGGUGACUAUAGUGUCCCUUUAAGACAUUGUCAUCACUUAAAGAGUGACUUUGAUUUCUUAAAGGCAGAUCACAAGAACUUUGCAAGGGUCUGCAACUACUGUGGCAAAAGACCAUUACAUGAGUUGAAGAAACUGGCACUCGCGAGGACCAAACAAGGUCAGGCCUGCCAAAAGUGACCUCCAUAUCUGAGAAUUUAAAUUAGGUUGCAAGACUGCAAAACAAACUAACUUCCUCUGAAAUACAAGCUUAGCUAAAUGCUGUUCGGAGAAGAUUACUUGAAGUUGUCCUUACUAGAAGAAUUGCUAAGAAACUGUUUGGGCAAAAUAAAAGACUUACCUGGACUAUUGAACACCAAAUAAACAAGAUCGAUGUCGUCAUAUUGUGGGUUGUACAGUGAGAAAUAUAUCCAUCAAACUGCAGAGACGAGUACACAAGUAUUCUGCGUGUCUAGUUUUUUCUGAUAAACCUACAGGAUGUAAUGCAUGGUUUUACUUUGGUGAAAGAGCUUUGUGGUUUUUUUUUUGUUUUUUUUCUCUCCAGACCAACACAUUUCAUUGAACUUAUUGAAGAGGAACUAGUAACCAAAGUCAAUACAGCUUAAUGUAGAGGUUCUGUUGUCUGUAGCCAGUCCCUGCAUGCUUUUUAACCCCUUAAGACCGGAGGGCGUACUAUUACGCUCUAUUCUAAGUGGCUCUAAACGCCGCCGGGCGUAAUAGUACGCCCUCCGGUCUUUCUGUAAUUACCCGGUCGCCGGCGUUCGCGGUUGGGGCGACUCCCAGGGAGCCCCCGCGGCACGUCCGACACUCUGGAAGCCCCCCCGGCCAUGUGAGAGUGGGGUCCUUGCGAGGACCCCACAAUCACAUGGCCGGGGGUAGCUGGCUGCAGCAUUGCCAGCAGGGGGACUGCCUGUAAUGACAGGUGGUCCCCCUGCUGGCUGAAAAUAAAAUUAAAUAAAUUUUAAAAAAAAGUGUUAAAAAAAAAAAUGUAUAUGUAUGUACACUGUAGGUGUAUUUUACUAUUAAUAUAUAUAUAUCAAAUUACACGUAGACUGAUACUGAUUAAAUAUAUAUUUAUAUAUAUAUAUAUUAUUUCGUUCUAACUGUAUUGUGAAAUUAAUAUAUAUCAAAAUACACGUAGAACAAAUUAAUAUAUAUCUAUAUACAUAAAUAUAUACGUAUAUAUAUCACUAUAUACCUAUAUAAAUAAAAAUAUUUUAAAAAAAUUAUAUAGAUAUAUACACAUACGUGUGUAUAUAUAUAUGUGUGUGUGUAAAAUAUAUAUGUAAUAUUUUUACAUAAUAAGGUAUCUUUAAUUACAAUUAGCGGGAUCUCCUUGACAACCCAUGCCAAAAGUAAAGGGAAUUUAAUUUGCUAGCACUAUAUUUAACCCUAUAACUUUCCAAGACACCAUAAAACCUGUACAUGGGGGGUACUGUUCUACUUGGGAGACUUCGCUGAACACAAAUAUUAGUGUUUCAAAACAGUAAAAUGUAUUACAACGAUGAUAUCGCCAGUAAAAGUGACUUUUUUUGUUUUUUUCACGCACAAACAGCAUUUACACGGAUGAUAUUAUUGCUGCGAUACUUUUUACUGUUUUGAAACACAAUAUUUUGUGUUCAGCGAAGUCUCCCGAGUACAACAGUACCCCUCAUGUACAGUUUUUAUGGUGUUUUCAAAAGUUACAGCGUCAAAUAUAAGGCUUGUGUUUCAUUUUUUUCACAUUAAAAUUCGCCAGAUUGGUUAGGUUGCCUUUGAGACCCUAUGGUAGCCCAAGAAUGAAAAUUACCCCUAUGAUGGCAUACCAUUUGCAAUAGUAGACAACCCAAGGUAUUGCAAACAGGGUAUGUCCAGUCUUUUUUAGUAGCCACUUAGUCACAAACACUGGCAAAAAUUGGCGUUUUUUGCAUUUUUCACACACAAACAAAUACUAACGCUAACUUUGGCCAGUGUUUGUGACCAAAUGGCUACUAAAAAAGACUGGACAUACCCCAUUUGCAAUACCUUGGGUUGUCUACUAUUGCAAAUGGUAUGCCAUUAUGGGUGUAAAUUUCAUUCCUGGGCUACUAUACGGUCUGAGGCAACAUAACCAAUCUGGCGAACUUCAAUUUCAAAUGUAACGUGCUAUAUAUUUGACCCUGUAACUUCCCAAAAUGCCAUAAAACCUGUACAUAGGGGGUACUGUUUUACACGUGAGACUUUGCUGAAUACAAAUAUGUGUAUUUUAUUGCAGUAAAAGCAAACAGUAUUAUGACAUUGACAGUUAAAAUGUCAUGUAGAACUAAAAAAAAUCAAAAAAAUCUUAUUUUCUCCCAUUAUUUUCAUAUUAAAUUAUGUUUCAUAGCUAAAUAUUUGAUAUUAAAUGAAAGCCCUGUUUCCCCUGAAUAAAAUGAUAUAUAAUAAGGGUGGGUGCAUUUACUAUGAAAGAGGUGAAUUACUGUUGGACAGACAUGUAGCGCAAAUGCCAGGUUUUGUUUACAUUUUGUUUUGUUCACAACGUGUACAUUUGGCUCCGUCCUUAAGGGGUUAAUAUAAACACUGCCUUCUCAGAGAAAGGGCAUUGUUUACAUUUGGUGCUUAGUAACACUUCUAGUGGCAGUCAUUCAGACAUGCAGUAGAGGUGCUGCAGUGUGCAGCACUUAAUGUUCAGUGUGUCUACACUGUGCAUGAAGACACUAAACAUUCUGUCGAUUCAGUGCAUCUCUAAGGGGAUGCUGAUUGGCACAGUGUUUUGCUUAGCAUGGGCAAUAGCCUCUCAAUCCAUUAUAUAUACACUUUAGACAAAGUAGUAACAACUUUUGUCUCGUGCAGUAUUCAGUUUUUGAGGAGAUUGUUCAGGUAAAGUAUGUCUUAUGUUCCACUCUGUUCUUAUGGCACCAUGAUGAACACUGCCUUUGGAUUUUUUUUUUUUUUGGUUUUUCUUUUCUUAAAUGCAGACACCUGGAGUGAUGGAAUCAUGAGAAUUGGUUGGAUUGUAGCCACACUAACUGUUAACCAAAUAGCCUGUAGAUGUGCGUUAAUAUAAAAGUAAAUUGCUGUCAUCAUGUAAAUGAGUACUGUUGUAAAAUUUCAGUAUGAGAAGGGAAGGUGGAUUCAUGGAUUGCAGGAUAAAACUUACUAGGAAAGGUUAAAGGAUCUUAACAUGUAUAGCUUGGAAGAAAGAUGAGACAGGGGAGAUAUGUUUGAAACCUUUAAAUACAUAAAGGGAAUCAACACGGUAAAGGAGGAAACUAUAUUUAAAAGAAGAAAAACUACCACAACAAAAGAACAUAGUCUUAAAUUAGAAGGGCAAAGGUUUAAAAAUAUCAGGAAGUAUUACUUUACUGAGAGAGUAGUGGAUGCAUGGAAUAGCCUUCCAGCUGAAGUGGAAGAGGUUAACACCGUGCAGGAGUUUAAGCAUGCGUGGGAUAGGCCUAAGGCUAUCCUAGACUUAAGAUAAGGCCAGGAACUAAUGAAAGUAUUUCAAAAUAUUGGGCAGACUAGAUGGGCCAGAAUGGUUGGUCUCCAUUUGCCGUCACAUUCUAUGUUUCUAUGUCUGCAUCUUGGUGUGUUUUUGUUUAGUUUUUUGUUUUAUUACAUUACUUCUGAUGUUUCUGCACUCCUCUCUGUGUAAGAAGUCAAACAGAUUUUAGCAGUACUUUGUAGUGAAAGUCAAUAAAUGGUCCCGUUUCAUAAACCAUUAUAAUUAAGAGGCAAUUGUGGCACUACUUAUGUAUUUGUCUAUUUUUAUGUUUAAUUCAGAGGAAGACAUUGGUAGUGACGAUGAUGUUGCAGCAGGUGAUGGAAAAGCCGAUAGUGACUAUGAGAGCCCCAAAAAAAGUAAAAAGGUCAAAAAGGCUACACCUGACAAGAAGAGGACUCCAAAAUCAAGGAAGAAAACUUCCCCAGGUAAAGACAAUGCCAAAAAUACAUAAGUACCCCUUUUGUUUUUAAUAUAUGAAUAUAUUUUUUUUCAUCUGCUAAAUAUAAUCCAAACAUUAUGUUGCUUUAAGAUUUAAAGUUUUUGUUUCCCACAGAUGAUAGUGAUGAUGAAAAAGAUAAACGCAAAAAUGUCCGCCAGCAAAGACAAGCCGCAUCCAAAGCUGUUUCUAAGCAGAGGGAAAUGUUGAUGGGUGAUGCGGGCAGUGAAGAGGAGGAGCCAGAGGAGGAAGAAGAAGCACAAUUUCUAGAAAGUGAGUUUAAAGGGCUUGAAAACUUUGCACUGAACAGCUUGACUUGUUUGCAAUGCACUGUUUUUUUUUUUUUUUUCUCUCUCCAGUCAGAACUUACCGUAUUUUUCGCUCCAUAAGACGCACCUCACCAUAAGACGCACCUAGUUUUUAGAGGAGGAAACCCAGAAAAAAAAAUAUUCUGAACAAACUGUUCCAUAGUGUUUCUUACCAUGGGACAGUUUGUUCAGAAUAUUUUUUUUUUCUCCCCUGUCCCAUAAUGAUCUUUAACCCCCCUUUCCUCUCUCCCAUAGUGAUUGUUAACCCCUCCUACCCUGUCCCAUAGUGUUCUUUAACCCCUCCUCUCCUUGUCCAUUAGUGUUCUGAUCCCAUAGUGUCCCCCCCUCCCAUUGUCCCAUAGUGCACUUUCCCUCCCAUAGUGUCCCCCCCUGCCCUUGUCCCAUAGUGUCCCCCCUCCCCUUGUCCCAUAGUGUCUCCCCUCCCUUUCUCCCAUAGUGUCCCCCCCUCCCCUUCUCCCAUAGUGUCUCCCCUCCCUUGUCCCAUAGUGUCCUCCCUCCCCUUGUCCCAUAGUGUCUCCUCCCUCCCUUGUCCCAUAGUGUCUCCUCCCUCCCUUGUCCAUAUAGUGUCCCCCGCUUGUCCUGUAGUGUCCCCUCCCCUCCCAUGUGUCUCCCCUCCUUUCUCCCAUAUCCCCUCCCUGUCCCAUGUCUCCCUCCCUCCCUUGUCCCAUAGUGUGUCCUCCCCCCCCACCUUGUCCCAUAGGUGUCCCCCCCUGCCCUUGUUGUCCCAGUGUCUCCCCCUCCCCUUGUCCCAUGUGUCCCCCCUCCCCUUGUCCCAUGGUGUCUCCCCCUCCCUUGUCCCAUGGUGUCUCCCCUCCCUUGUCCCAUGGUGUCCCUCCCCCUCCCCUUGUCCCAUAGUGUCUCCUCCCCUUGUCCCAUAGUGUCUCCUUGUCCCAUAGUGUCUCCCCCUCCCCUUGUCCCAUUGUCCUCCCCUUCUCCCAUAGUGUCUCCCCCUCCCUUUCUCCCAUAUGUCCCAUAGUGUGUCCCCCUCCCCUUGUCCCCCCCUCUCCCUGUCCCAUAGUGUCCCCCUCCCCUUGUCCCAUAGUGUCUCCUCCUCCUUGUCCCAUAGUGUCUCCUCCCCUCCCUUGUCCCAUAGUGUCUCCCCCUCCCCUUGUCCCAUAAUUACUUACCUGUCUUGGAGCGUGGGCCGGCUUCACAGCGCGCUCCGCGGUCCAGGAACUAAUAUUUCAGGUUCCGGUUUCCGGCGGGACUGAAAGGAAGUGUGCACACUUCCUUUCAGUCCCGCCGGAAACCGGAACCUGAAAUAGAAGUUCCUGGACCGCGGAGUGCGCUGUGAAGCCGGCCCACGCUCCAAGACAGGUAAGUAAUUCUUCACAUUCGCUCCAUAAGACGCACAGACAUUUCCCCUCACUUUUGAGGGGAAAAAAAGUGCGUCUUAUGGAGCGAAAAAUACGGUAAAUAGACAAUGGAAUAUUUUAUUCAAAAUUUUGUUGAUUUUAAAAUGAAUAUAAUCAUCUCAUAUGUAUCUGUAAUAUUAGCCAGGCUUCUGCAGCUUCUAUACAGUGGUCAUUGUGCGAUCAGUGAAUGGUUUACACCUAUAAACAUUGUAUAUUCAAGAUUCAGUAGGUGUUUUAUUAGCUGAAGUAGUGAAAAUUUUGUUAUUGAAGGAAAGCUACACAAGAUAGGUGGAGUAAGCAAUGCUGUUAAAGUGAAAAUCUUGAUUACUGGUUCUUUGUUGCUGCUAGAUGUCUUUUUCCUAAGAUGUUCAAACCAUUGUGCUUUUUACACGGUGUGAGAAAGCAAACCACUAAUUUUUAAUUUGUGUUUGAACAGAGGAUUCAGGCAGUGAUGAGGAUUUCAUGGUAGAAGAUGAUGACGACAGUGAUUAUGGUCGCUCCAAGAAGAAGAAGAAGGUGGUUAAAAAAUCGAAACCAGAGCGAAGGGAGAGAAAAGUACCUAAGCCACGACUAAAAGCCACAGGUAAUGAGUAGAUAAAAACACACAAUUGGGUCAGCGCUCAAUAACAAAAAAUACUAAACAAGACAGCAACCUUAAAGGUCCUGGCACUAUAGUGUCCUGAGCGUGCCCCCACCCUCAGGGUCCCACUCCCGCCAGGCUGGAUGGCAAGGAAAGGGGUUAAACUUACCCUUUUUCCAGCGCCGGGCGGGGAGCUCUCCUCCUCCUUCUCUUCGGCUGAAUGUGCAUGCGCGUGCAUUCAACCACUCUCAUAGGAAAGCAUUCAUAAUGCUUUCCUAUGGACGCUGGCGUCUUUUCACUGAUUUUUUGAGACAGCCACUAGAGGCUUUAGAGGCUGGAUUAACCCACUUAUAAACAUAGCAGUUUCUCUGACAUAGCUAAAAUGUUCUAUUCCUUUUAUUAAAUUUGUAGCCCGCCUCUGCAUUUUUUCAAGUGCCAUAAUAUCCUCUUUUAGAACUAGUGCACAAAACUGCACAGCAUGUUCAAGAUGUGGUUAACGUAGUUAUUAAACUGCAGUUUAAAUCUGUAUGUUGCUAGUGUUUUGUAACAGGUCUUAAAGUAUUGAGAAGCCGGUAUGCACAAGUUCCAUGAAAGGCUGCAUAUCCAACAUAUUCUAAUCUGUCAGGAAUACUAGUUUUUGGUUGAGACUUUUAAAAUCAGUAUAAUUUAUUUAGAUUUAGAAGGAAAAUGGCAGCUAUAGAAAAAUAUAUUUGAAGUACAUGUGGGGGGGUCCUUCCAUUUGGCCAAGCAUAUAAUCUGUGUAUUAACCUUUAAAAUGUGCAUUCCGCAGUAACACCAAGUCCAGUGAAGGCCAAAGGAAAAACUCGCCCAGUCUCAAAGGCACCCAAGGAGAAAUCUCCGUCGCCUAAAGCAGAGGAAGAAGAGGAGGAUGAUGAUCCUGAGACACCCCCACCAGAGAAGAAACCUGCAAGCCCUGCAGAGGAGAAGUCUGGAGAAGAGGGUUCUGAUGAAGAAGCUCAGUCCACGGAGGACUAGCCUGUUGUGUUUAGGGAGGGGUGGGUUGGGUAUGUGGGUGUGAGGAUGAAUAUUGGGGAGAUUUUAUUAAAAAAUACAAAACAAAAGUUAAAAAAAGAGAAAAAAAGCCAGGUUGGAGAUAAAACAUGAUUUAGGCAACUGCUUGACUCGUGCACCACCAAUUCUGUCUUUCAUUUGUUUUAAGAGUUACAUAUGCGCUUUUUUUUUAUUUUAUUUUUUAUUCAGCAGAAGGUGAACCUUUUUUGCCAUUUGGGGGUUAAUGGUCAGUCUUUCCCAUCACCUGUAUGAAAUAAAGCCAUGCACAUUUUUAAUAAGUUUGCAUUGCUAAGAUGUAUGUCGUUUUUUGUUUUUUUUCUUCUUUUCUUAAAUAUAUAUAUUCAUUGAGGUGUCUAGUUGUAGGAUUUCUUUGCUGAAAGUUGAGCUCCCCUAUAUGUACUUUAGUACUAGGUUUUCAGCAGGUGUUUAUGUUCAGUCCCCUUGUUACUUUUUUACCUCGCACUAAUGGGGUCAACAAUGUUUUGCAAAGUAUUGGUAUAAUGCAGUGACUCUUAUGCCUCCUUCAUUUGGCAUGUUUUUAAAUACUUUUGGGCUAAUGAAAUGGCAAUAUUUUACUGCGAUUGACUUUGUAGAAGGAAAACAGCUUCAACCUCUAUUUUUGUAUAUAGUCUAAGGUUUCUUCCUUUUUAGGCUGUGGACCAUCUCAAUCUUAGACCAAAUACAUGUUUAAAGAAGUUCAUAUAAUUUUACUAUAUUGUACUCCCAGUCAGUAUCCUAACAUCAAUAAAAAUCCGCCAAAUGUAUUCUUCUAGUGGAGAUUUUGGCAUGCAUGUGUAAUGUACGUUUGCCAUGUUCAAAUUCUAGUGAUCCAUAAUGUAUGUGUGAUGGCAGUGUCUUGAUGUAAAACAAAGGAAAAGGGGUUAAAUGAAUAGCAUUUGUGCUUUUACUCUUUCUAGCCAGUUUUGCAAGUGGGUAUGGUCAUGUUGCCAUGAUUCUCUUCCCCGCCCCCUCACCCCCCAAAUCCCUAUAUUUUGAACAACAUGGAUCUCACUGUUUAGUGUCCGUGCCCCACAUAGGAAUUGCACACUGGUUGAGGGUACAUUGUACUUAUGAAUGUAUAACCUUUUUUUAAUCUUGGGCUGUUUUGUCCCUUAAAGCCAUUUGUCACACGGGAUAGAAUAUAUUUUGGAGCCCUGCUAGAGAUUUUACGAUGCCUAAAUCACAUCACUUAAUUUGAUAUUCUUUAAAUGCUCAACUUUUGCAGUGACUGUAACAAUAUUGACUAAAGAUCUGUAUAUAAAAUCUAAAUAGCCUCCAUUCAUGCUGUAUGCAAACAUGUAACUUCCUUCUGUUGAAAGGCAAUUGAUAAAAGUUUGAUAACUUUUACCGUGAACAUUUGUGACUUUGUUUUUGGGAUUAUUUUUUUUUUUCCUCCUUCACAAAUCCUGCAGAUACACUGUAAAGCAGUGAUAUAAUCUUUACUACACACUUGUGCUUUGACUACAAUAAAUGUUUCCCUAAAGUAA